AUGAAAAAGUGGCUGUAGAAAAAAUUGAAUUAAAAACUUUCAGAUGAUUAAAAUAAACAUAGACUUACAAGAAAAGAAAGGUAUAUGAGAAAAUAUUUGAAUUCAGAAAAGUGUUAUAAUUAUUGGGAGAUAAUGACCUCCAAUAAUUUAAUUUAAGUAAAUCUAAAUAGAGAUUCAUAAGGAUUUAGUAAAUAAAUAUAAGAAAUCUUUAAAAGUCCUGAACAAAUCUUUGAUGUUGAAUUGCAAUAAAAAUUAAUGGAUUUAUAUGCUCUCUAAUAGGAAUAAACUCCAGUAUUAGCAAUAUUUGCAGUUGGAUUUCAUCAUAAAAGGGGGUCAGAAAUUGAAUACUGUUACCCUGAAUUGUCAUCAUUGACAAAUGAUAUUGAGAAUAUUGUUAACACAGUGACGACAUGUGCUUUGCCAGAUGCAGUUCAUAAUGCAAAUGAAGACUACUUAUAUUUUAAUUUUGAUGCAUAAAUCAAUGGUCAGACAAAAUAAUUGUUUGGAGUAACAUGCUUCAAAUAGAUUAAAGUGACAGAGGAGUUAAAAAAGCAGAACCCAGAAUUAACUAGAGGACAUAUCUAAAAAGCCAUUUGCCUUUUAUCCUUCGUACCACUCUUUGGAUAUAUCAAGAGCAGGUUGGAACCAACUAUAGAGGCGUAUUUUCAAUUAUAAGACUUUAAAGAUAUGUCAAUUUUAAAUUAUGCAUUUGACAGCAUUUAAUAAACCUUUGAUUUAAGGAAUGUUGAGAUCUCAGCUUUAUACACCGAUACUAAUUUGAUAGGAGUCUUUUGGAUUUUCAAAGAUAAAAUACUUAAAAUCUUGAAGGCAAUUUAAUAUUAGAUGAAAAUAAUUAUAUACUCUUAAUCUUCUAGUGUUUGCUCUAGAUUUAUAAUCAGUUUAUUAUCUCUGAUUCCAGGUUUGUUAAAUUUUAAUUUGUAAACCAAAAAGUCAUUACUAUAGGCAAGCUACUUGAGUAAUUUUGGAUUGCCCUUUAAAAUAUUUAGUGAGACCUAUCGAUUAUUUAUGCAUUUUAGUGUGACCGAUAUCAAUAUGCUUCAGAGUAAAAAUCUUAAAGGGUAUUUGAUUGGGACUACGAACAAAUUUAUCAAAGGUCUCAAUCAAUUGAAUCCGGAUAUCAUUAUAGAUGUGGACACUGGAGAACUAAAUAUCUUAAGAGAAUAGCAUAAGAAAUUAUUAAAUCUUAAAUUAAUUGAAAAAUAACUAUACAGUGCCAUUAAUACAGAUUGUUUAAAAUAAUUGGAUUUGAAUUAAUAAGAUUUGUUAAAGAGAUUGAUUCCUAUUCAAAGUCAGAAGAUAACAUUUCAAGGAAGUGAAGAUUGGAUCAGAAAAAUAAUACAUGAUCAUUAAAUAAAACUGUUAUCAGAAAUUAGCUAUUUUUUUAUCAAUUUAUAAACAUUUGAUGAAAGAAUAAAUAAAUUGACUGCAAUAAGAACCAGAAAGAGUAUGAUAAUUAAAUAAGAAAUAAGUCCAUAAGAUAGCUCUGAUGAUGAUGAUAAUGCAUCUUAAGACCCGUAAAAAUUAGAAAUAAAGAAGCAUAAAGAAGAUUUGGUUAAUGAAUUAAAAAUUAAGGAAUAUCGUAAUCUGCUAUAUGAUUUAAUGAGAGUGAUAAGAAAGCAUAAUAGAAAAGGAAUCAUACAUUGGAUAACUAAAACAGAGAACGGACUAAAAUGGCUAAAAUCAUUUGAUUAUUCUAUCAUUACUAAUUCUGAAUGUUUUGAUAAAAAUUCAACAGUCCCAUUCUACAAAGUAUUUGAAAAUGCAGACAUUUUUAUUGGAAAUAUGUAAUAUGGAGGAAUGAUUGAAUUGUUUUAAAAAAGAGUAUAUUUAGGGUAAAUCCAAGACUUCCUACGACAUGGUUAGGGAAGAUAUGAAAAGUUAAUGGAUAAGAAAUUUUAAUACAAGGGUCAAUUCAAAAAUAAUAAAUUUCAUGGAGAUGGCAUACUGAUUGUUGUCAAUGAAUUUUAAUAUGAUGGUCAUUUUGAAAAUAAUCAAUUUAAUGGCUAUGGUAAUUUGUAAAAAGAAAAUUAAAUAUAUGAAGGAUGGUUUAAAAAUGGAUGUUAUAGUGGAACUGGAAAACUGAUAUUGCCCAACAAAGAUGUCUAUGUUGGUUAAUUUUCUGAAGGAUUGUUUUAAGGAGAAGGUCAAUAUGUGUGGGCAAAUGGUGAUAUUUAUAAAGGGAUAUACAAGGCAGGAAAGAGACAUGGAAUGGGAAUCUAUUAAAGUAAGCAUAAAUUUCAUUUGUUUUUAGCCAAAUAGUAUACAUACGAAGGAGAAUGGCUGGAUGAUUUAAAGGAUGGCUUUGGAGUGAUUACCUUAUAAGAUAAUAAUUGUAAGUACCAAGGAUAAUUUUCAUAAGAUGAGUUUGUGUUAAAUCAAGAUAUUAUUAUUAAAUUCCCAAAUGACAGCAUUUAUAAAGGAUAGAUUAAAAACUAUUAACCUCAUGGGAAGGGUUAUCUAUAAUUUAUAGAUGGGAAAAUAUAAGAUGGCAAUUUCAAGGAUGGAACUUUCAUUAUGGAAGAAGAAGUUGAAAAAUAAAAUGAUUAGAUUUCUCUCCCUUAAGUUAAUUAAAUUUAAGGAAAUAAUCUUUAGACAGAUUGUUAAAAGUAAUAAGAACAAGACAUUGAUAAAUCAAGCAAUCAAAAUGAGCAAUUGCAAUCAUAAAUCGAUGAUAGUUCAAAUAAAUCAUUAUGA
Molecule: messenger RNA, 2715 nt
Organism: Paramecium tetraurelia
Lineage: Eukaryota; Ciliophora; Oligohymenophorea; Peniculida; Parameciidae
Exons: 6
Cellular component (GO): cytoplasm
Source: RefSeq, a predicted model, not a curated record